AUGAAGGGUUCAGUCUUGAUCUGCUGUUUCCUCUCCCUGCUGCAUUUGCAGGCCACAGCAGAAGAAGAAGAUGAUUUCAUCUCCGUCCUCAGGGACAGGUCUCACAUCGACGAGACGCUGCGGCUUGCAACUGAGGAAAAAGCAGGAGACUAUGCGGGGGCUCUACAGCGGCUGCGUAAGAUCUACCACACAUCCAUCAGGCCGAUGGAGCAGGCCUACAAGUACAAUGAGCUGAGGCAGCACGAGAUCUCAGAUGGAGAGAUUACCUCCAAGCCCAUGGUGCUGUUCCUGGGACCCUGGAGUGUUGGAAAGUCCUCUAUGAUCAAUUACCUCCUGGGCAUGAACGACAGCCCCUAUCAGCUCUACACAGGGGCGGAGCCGACUACGUCUGAGUUCACUGUCAUCAUGCACGGGGAGAAGAUCCGCUCUGUUGAGGGCAUCGUCAUGGCAGCAGACAGCUCUCGGUCCUUCUCCCCCUUGGAGAAGUUUGGCCAAAACUUCUUGGAAAAGCUGGUCGGUAUUGAGAUGCCCCACAAGCUGCUGGAACGCGUGACUUUUGUGGACACGCCAGGAAUCAUCGAGAACCGGAAGCAGCAGGAGAGAGGCUAUCCCUUCAACGAUGUCUGCCAGUGGUUCAUUGACCGCGCUGACCUGAUCUUUGUGGUGUUUGACCCCACCAAGCUGGACGUUGGCCUCGAGCUGGAGAUGCUCUUCCGGCAGUUAAAGGGUCGCGAAUCCCAGAUUCGCAUCAUCCUAAACAAGGCUGACAACCUGGUCACCCAGGACUUGAUGAGAGUCUACGGGGCGCUCUUCUGGAGCUUAGCUCCCCUCAUCAAUGUGACCGAACCCCCGCGCGUCUACGUCAGCUCCUUCUGGCCAUAUGACUACGCAGCCGAUACCAGCCGUGAGCUCUUCAAGCGAGAGGAGAUCUCGCUCCUGGAAGAUCUGAACCAGGUGAUCGAAAACCGCAUGGAAAACAAAAUCGCCUUCAUCCGCCAGCAUGGCAUCCGCGUACGCAUCCACGGCCUCCUGGUAGACCGCUACGUUCAGACCUUUAAAGAGAAGAUGAGCUUCUUCAGUGACCCUGAACUGGUCUUCAAAGAGAUUGUGGACGAUCCAGACAAGUUCUACAUUUUCAAAUCCAUCCUGGCCAAGACCAAUGUCAGCAAGUUUGACCUGCCCAAUCGCGACGCUUACCGUGACUUCUUUGGCGUCAACCCAAUCACCAACUUCAAGCCCUUGCAGGCCGAGUGCUCCUACAUGGGAGGCUGUCUGCUGGAUAAGAUUGAGAGGGCAAUCACCACUGAUCUGCCUGCCCUUCUCAGCAGCAUUAACUCUGGGAAGCAGCCUGGCCUGUCCUCCUGCGAGACAACUGGCUGUGGCGAAAAGCCAAAGAACCGCUACCGAAAGAACUGA
Molecule: messenger RNA, 1416 nt
Organism: Cyclopterus lumpus (lumpfish)
Lineage: Eukaryota; Metazoa; Chordata; Actinopteri; Perciformes; Cyclopteridae
Gene: srlb
Product: sarcalumenin
Exons: 6
Coding region: 1-1416 (471 amino acids)
Molecular function (GO): GTP binding
Source: RefSeq, a predicted model, not a curated record